AUGGCCCCUGCGGUCUGUUUCUGCAUUAAAUACAAGAAAACUAUCAUCAUCGCCACCCUGGCUUCUUCAAGUGACAUCCGAGAAAAACUGCGAAAGAAACGACGAGCUCUGCAGGACACGUUGGUGAAAAACAAAGAUGAGGACGACGUCCAGCAGGAGCCUCAAAGCAGCGAGGAAGACCCAGGAGAGACACUGAAACGCACCAUAAGAGCGCAGAGACAGAGGCAGAAGAAGAGGGUGCUUGAACGGUCUUCAGCCCAGGAGUCCUGUGACGAUGAUGUGGAGGAGAUCUCCACCGUUCAGCCCCACAGUGGAGAUGAAGGAUCAGCUGUGUUAUCGUCAAGACCUCCGCUCGGCUCUCUGAGAGGACUCCCCUCAAAAACUCAGCACCCUUCUGGCUCUCAACAUUUAGACGAUUCUGUGACACGACGUUUGGAAGAGAAGCUGAGACUAGCCAGAUCUAAAGGCGAGAGCCUUCAGCAGCAGGAGGAGGCCUCUCUCGAGCCAGCCAGUCGCCUACAAAGCCUCAGAGACAGAGACACCGUCACAAGGUUUGAUCGAGAGGUUGAUCCGGACAGAGCAGGAAGACAUGAUGCCCCUCUGACCCUCGGCACCGGGGUCAAGUUCAGAGAAGCAGCAAAACGAACACAAAAAGACCUACCGACCGCCGAGGAGGCAUACAAUUUCUUUACAUUCAACUUUGAGCCGGAGCCACAGGAUAGCACUGAGAAGGUCAGCAGGAAAAGCCAAAAACAGAAAAAAGCAGCUGAGCCAGACAGAGAUGGAGAAGGAGGAGAAGACGUUGAAGACGCUGAAGUAGAUGAAGAUAAUCAAGAUGAAAAUGAAAACCAGAAUGAAGACGCUCCUUUAGUUCGAGAUGAAGGGGAGGAUUUAUUCGUCAUUGAACAAUCAUCCAAGGACUUCCUGGAGGUGAAGAAAGCCGAGUAUGUUGGGUACAGAACACUUGUUCAGCGAGAAAGUGAGCUCCUCUUCACGCCAAGUUUUCAAACAGUCCCGACCUCCAUUAAACUGCCUGAAAACAUGAAGCCUCGUUAUCUGGAGGACGAGGGUCUGUAUGUCGGGGAGAGGCCGAUUAUAUCCCUGACCAAUGAGAACAUUCUGGAGAACCGCAUUUUGAAAAUGGAGGAGGGAAAGAAGUGGUUUGGAGAUGACGGCAGGAUCAUGGCUCUGCCUGACCCCAUAAAGGAAUCGUCCACCAGACCCCCUCUCUUCAACAUGGAGGAGGACCUGGACCCUGCGCUGCAAACUGUGUACAGGAAGCCGCUCAAGUCCAAAUAUGCGAAUCUGUACAUCUCUGGAGCAGCGGACCCUGAGGGAGACUACCAGCUGGAUGUUGAUGUCUCCGGGCUGAUCUUCUCCCAUCACCCACUCUUUAGUCGUGAGCAUGUCCUGGGGGCCCGCCUAGCUCAGCUGUAUGAUCAGUACCUCACCAGGCAGCACAAUAAUCUGACAGGACACCUCACCGACAAGUUGAAUGGAUUGAGGAGUGCGCUGCGGAAUAUGCUUGACAUCCAUGGCAGGCAGGGCCUCACUCAAGCCAUGCAGCAGAGGAUAUCUGAGUACAGUCUGGAGGUUAGGAACACUCGGCACCUGCGAGACAGUGAGCAGGAGAAAGACAGGACUCUGCUGAAGAACAUAGUUAAAGUGUGGAAGGAGAUGAAGGCCCUGAGAGACUUUCAGAAGUUUACCAACACACCCUUUAAGCUCUACCUCAGGAAAGAGACUGUGGACCGGACGUCAGACGAGCGAGAGUACGAAGAUGAAAUCUUGGCAGAGGUUGUGGAAUUGGAGGCAGAGAGCGAGGAGGACUACCAGAAACAGCUGGCAGAGUACAAGAAACAGCUGGAGGAGUGGAAGCUCCGGAGAAGGAAACAGAAAUCCAAGAAGAAAAAGAGAAAAAAGAAGAAGAAAAGUCAAGCACAGGACGGCACAGAAGAAGAAGAAGACGAGGACCAGGAGGCGAGCGAAUCAGAAGGGCCCGUUGAAGAAGAACCUUCGAAACCGGAGCCUCCAGAGAAGCCAGACUUUGACUCCAUAGAGCAGCGGGUCAGAGAGAAAGCCUCCAAGAUACGAAGGAAACCGGGAGAGGCCAUCUUGAUCCCUGAGCUGUCCGCAUCUGGAAACAUCACCGCCAGUGAACUCUGCCCCAGGGCUGAAAUAGCACGAAGAGAGGAUGUUGCAAGGCGAUCUCUUUUCACCAAGAUCCUAUAUAAUGACAAAGAAGUUUCCAGAACGGACAGCCGCUCCCUGAACACUGAUUUCAGAGUGCACUUCGGCCAGAUUUUCAAUCUCAAGAUAGUUAACUGUCCCCAGAGCAUUAAUUUGCAGGUGUUUGAAGAGAUUGGCUCAUCGUGCUCCCUCCUGGCUCAAGUGUUUGUUCCGGUGCCAGAACCCUCAGUUGUGACGGGCAACGUUCCUCUGGAGGAAUUUGAGUUCAGCAGCAACCAGAGAGUGAUGUUCGACCACGAGGGUGUAGGAAGUGACGUGCCCCUCUCCUUUGAGGCUGAUGGCAGUAACAAACAGACCCUGUUGACCUCCGGGAAGUUGUCAUGCUGUGUUUCGUGGGGGAUUGGGGAUGACGAUGUACCACUCGCCCCGCCUGUGUCUCAGCAACCUGCCGGCAUACACAGUGGCUUGGGCCGCCUCGAUGCUGUCUCAUAUAUUGGGGCAUCUGGACUGUACGACAUGAAAAAAAUUGGAGAGUGGGCCACACAGUCCCGACUGGACCCCAACGAUCCAAAAAAUGCCUCCAUCAUGCAGCUGCUAAAAGUGGCCAGCAGUGGAGAAGUAACAGCUCCAGAGUACUUUCGGCUUGAACAGCUGCAGGAGGAGUUUAACUUUGCGGUCGAUGAAGACUUGGAGAGAUCCAAAAGAUUUCGCCUGCUCAGGCUCAGGAACCAGGAAGUUCCAGAGUUUCGUAAUUACAAGUGUGUCCCUCCUCUGGAAAGAGAGGUCACUGAUAAGGUGUUCCAGGAUUACGAGAAGAGGCUGAAAGACGGAGAGAUAAUCGACACCAAAGAACAUCUGGAUUCACACCGAGCCUUAGUAGCCAAAUACCUUCAGAAGAUCAGAGAAUCAGUCAUCAACAGAUUCAUUCUCGCUAAGCAUCACUAUCUUCUGUCUGACUUGGUGAUUGAAGAGGAGAUACCAAACAUCGGGAUCCUGGGAAUAAACCUUUUUAAGCUGGCUGAACCGAAGCGACCGCUGAAACCUCAGAGGAAGGAAAGAAAGAAGGUGACGGCUCAGAAUCUGUCUGACGGAGACAUCAAAGUGCUGGUGAACAUCAUCCGGGCGUACGACGUCCCCGUCCGGAGGCCCCAGAGCAAUAAACCGGGACAAUCGUCUCAGAGUGCAAUCCAGGACAGUGAUUGGCUGCUCUACCAGGUACAAGUGAGGCCCUUUGUGGAGGUUUCCUUCCAGCGCACAGUACUUCAAACACACACAGCCGAUGGACCAAACCCCUGCUGGAACGAGGAGCUGCAGCUUCCGUUUAGUGCGCCCAAUGGUGACUACAGCUCUGCUAGCUUGCAGUCAGUCAAAGAUGAGGUGUUCAUCAACAUAUUUGAUGAGGUGGUUUAUGAGACUGGAGUGAACGACAAGGACAAAGGGAGGUCGAUACACACCUGGGUUGAGAAGCACUGGCUGGGCUCUGUCAAGAUUCCUUUCAGCACCAUUUAUUCUCAGUCCAGGAUUGAUGGAACGUUCAAGGUGAAUACGCCAGCAGUGUUGCUCGGGUACAGUAAGGAGCGGAGCCACGGCAAAAAUGGCGGUUAUGAUGCUUUGCGGAGUCUGUCCGAGGGAGCGUUUAUCACGCUGUUCAUCACUAUCGAACCUCAGCUGGCGCCCGGAGAGUCCAUCAGGGAAAAGUUUGACAGCCAGGAGGACGAGCAUUUACUGCAGGCUUCAGAAAGGUUUGAGAAGGAUGCGGCGCAGGGUUACCCGAACCGACCCUGCAUUACCACCGUCAUAGACCUCAAUGGGAAGACGGUCUUCAUCACGCGUUACAUUCGAGCGCUCAACCCACCGCAGGAGUUGCUGGAUGUGUUUCCGAAUAACCCCCAGGAGACCACGGCGCUGGUUGCACGAUUCGUCUCGCUCAUCCCUUCUCUGCCGGACAGAGUUUCGUUUUCUGGCGCCUGCGACUUGUGGAGCACCUGUGACCAAUUCCUCACCCUCCUAGCAGGAGAUGAAGAAGAACAUGCUGUACUGUUGUGCAAUUACUUCCUGUCUAUGGGCAAGAAGGCCUGGCUUAUAAUUGGCACUGCUAUUCCAGAGGGACCCACAGCGUACGUCCUGACUUACGAGCAGAGCCGCUACCUGAUCUGGAACCCCAGCAGUGGUCAGCACUACGGACAGUAUGACACCUUCUGCCCGCUGAAAACAAUUGGUUCGCUGGUCAAUGCUGACAACGUGUGGCUUAACAUUCAAGAAUAUACGUCACCGAUGACUAUGAGUUUUGACGUCACGAAAGCCAAUUUGUGGAAGCCGUUCUUCUCCCGAUCCUUCUCUCACCCCGGGCUGUCGAGCGUACAACCGGAGGAGCUGGCGUAUCGACGCACGGACAAAGCAGCUGCAGCAGAGCUUCAGGACAGAAUUGAGAAGAUCCUGAAGGAGAAGAUCAUGGAGUGGCGCCCCCGUCACCCAACCCGCUGGAACCGCUACUGCAUCACCACCCUGAAACAAUUCCUGCCCAAACUGGAGCUGAGCGGAGGCCGAGACGUGGCUGAGGGGCAUCGCCACGAGCUGCAGAGUCUGCUCGGAGACAACAGGAUUUCAGGAUUCCCCCUGCACAUGCCAUUCUCUGAGAUCCGGCCCAUCAUAGAGGCGGUGUACAGCACCGGAGUUCACAACGUUCAGGCAUCAAAUGUGGAGUUUGCUCUGGCCGUGUACGUGCACCCCUAUCCUAACAACGUCCUGUCUGUGUGGGUGUAUCUGGCCUCGCUCGUUCGCGCGUGAUACAAGAGACACUAAUCUGACUGUUUACUGUAACUGUUUGUACACUGUUGUAUAUAAUGUAAAUCAGGUAAAUCUUGAUAUCACAGAACCAGUUUUAUAUUUAUACAGAUACAUCUUUCUGAACCUUACAUUCAGCUGUUUGACUGUCAGAUUGUCACAUUUUUUUGAGGAUUGUGUUGCUUUUGUAUUAAGAUGCCUUUCCAUUAGUUUCUUAAUAUGUCGACGUACACUGACCGGCCACUUUAUUAGGUACGCUUGUACAAUCCAAUAUGAUAAACUCUGCCAUAGCUUUAACAUUUAUGAAGCUCAUUAUAUUUCAGUUUUUGUUGAUAUUGUCAGAGUUAUAUUAAUUUAACUAUACUAUUAGAGUCAAACUGGACUGCGUCAUAUUGCGAUGUGUUUCUAAUCUUUUGGCCACCACACUCCUGUACAACAACAGUACCCACUAAGACCUCAAUAAUAAACAUAAAGUAAAAGUAUGACCUCUCUGACAGUGUCAACUAAAGCUGAAACAUUAUAUGCUUCAUAAAAGUAGAAUUCAUGGCAGUUGUUGUUGUUAGGGCUCAAUACAUGAAAGUGAAUGAUUUAUUGCAGAGCUGUUGAGUUGGGUUGCAUUCAGUUUUACAAAACUAUAAUAGAUCAGUAGACUGAGCUGUUAAAAUGUUUUCUACUGGUGUUUUUUUAAAUGUGUUGAGACUAAAAUAUCACAUAUGUAAGUUUUUCAGUGUUAUGCUUCACUUAACUGUGUGUACAGAAUAAUUAAAAACGAUCAAAAACAGAGCUUUCAACCCCAAGAUACUUUUUAUUCUGUUUAUGAAUCGAACAUUUCCAAUAGAACUCCUCAUGCAAGACUCUUGAACAAGCAAAUAAAUCCUGCUGCAGAAUGAUUAAAGAUGAAGUACAAUCUACUGAAAUGUGACCAAGCACACAGUCUGCUUCUCCCAGUCUGAGGAUCUUUACUCUGAAGCCUUCAGCUUCUCUCAAAGCUCUUCACUACCAGGCGCAUUAAAACCCUUUUCUAUGAACAUUGGUCCAUUUCUUCAGCCACAAUGUCGGAGUGCAUAAAGAAAAAUAAAAAGCUUGUUUUGGUGACUAAGAACAAUCUGGUUCCACUAAGUUGGACAAAAUGUUUAAGACUAUACUGCAACAUCAUGUACCAGUUCCUAUGCUGUGUACAUGCUUUACUGGUGUCUCAGUAACUUAACGGUGGCCGAGCUCGCACCAGCAGUGAACUGAACAUCAAGGUAUGAAAACACAGAUACAGUUCCGACCCGUAACCGUUAACGAGAUGACAGCCGUCUAUAAAGGGGAGGCAGCUCAGUUCACGCCUGUUUCAUUUCCCACAUCAACCUCUAAAAACAAAUGACAAAGCUUCUUU
Larimichthys crocea (large yellow croaker) is the source of this 6355-nucleotide messenger RNA. It is a transcript of the gene cc2d2a, whose product is annotated as coiled-coil and C2 domain containing 2A. The transcript has 38 exons. The record is from RefSeq and is a predicted model, not a curated record. Bases 1 to 4977 code for a protein of 1658 amino acids. NCBI's taxonomy places the organism in Eukaryota, Metazoa, Chordata, Actinopteri, Sciaenidae. Gene Ontology annotation, biological process: non-motile cilium assembly; protein localization to ciliary transition zone. Gene Ontology annotation, cellular component: ciliary transition zone.